This is a messenger RNA of Striga hermonthica, 405 nucleotides long. The record is from the annotation of a GenBank genome assembly. NCBI's taxonomy places the organism in Eukaryota, Viridiplantae, Streptophyta, Magnoliopsida, Lamiales, Orobanchaceae.
GAAGUGAAAUCUGGUUCGAGCUUUGAUUGUGGAUCAGUGAAUAGAAAACUUGGGCCCGAUGAUGACGCAUUAUCUGCUUCUUCUAAGAAUAUGUUCGAGGAGGAAGUCAAAUCUGGUUCAGCUGCUAAGAGAAAGGUAGAGCCUGAUGACACAUCUUUAGUUACUUCCGUUGCUAAGAAACCAGCAACCUCUUAUGCCGACAUAGAAACCCCCGAUGCUGACGCUACCAUUGGACAUAAUGUUGAGGAUAAGGAGGAGGUUGAUAUGGAUGUCAUUGACAACAAAAAACCCUUUAUUCAGUUUCGGUAUAUUUGUACUCUUGGUAGGACGGAGGAGAUUAUGGAAGCUGAGCUUGCUAAACGUUUCGUUCCUGGAUCAAACGAAUUGAAGACAGCGCUUGAAAUG